UGGCAGGUUAUCCCAUUCGAUCUUUAUGAUAAAUAUAAAAAACAACAAUUGACUUGUAUUUGUCAUCAAUGAGAAGACUGAAUAUUUAUGGGAGAUGGCAACUUAAUUUGGUGUGGGAGAGGGGUUAUCUAUUUUGAAGGCAAAACAAAGAGGUUUAUUUGAAUUCAUUUCAGUUUCUUAAAAAUGGUUCUAAAACUACAUAACUCAGCUGCAGCAAUGUAUGAGAGCAAUCAUAUGGAAAUGUUAAUCUCGCCAUCGAAAGAAGCAGAUGGUUUUGGAGAAGCAAUAUUAGGGUCAGAUCUCAUAAGAAGUGAAUUGGGAGCUUAUGGAGAAAAGCUUUUAGGAUCAAGCUCAGCUUAUUUGCAUACCAAUGUAACUCUCCAUUAUCACAACGUUAACAGGUAUUUGUCCAAUCCUAAGUAUUAUUUCCAAGUGAAUGAUCAGUAUGUCAUGAACAAGUUGAAGAUAAUCUUGUUCCCAUUUCUACAUAAGGGACAUUGGAUUAGAAGCAGUGAGAAGGUUGGUGGUGAAUUUUGUUUCAAGCCUCCAAUUUAUGAUAUUAAUGCUCCUGAUUUGUACAUUCCAUUCAUGGCUUUUGGUACCUACUUGGUUCUUGUUGGCUUCUUUUUGGGCAUCAAUGGCAAGUUUAGCCCCGAAGCUUUAAACGUGCAAUUGACAAACGGUCUACUUUGUUGGUUAUUCCAAAUUCUCCUCCUUGAAGCAACAAUACAUACAUUAGGCGACGGUUAUGUGCCCUUACUUGAUGUUGUCGCGUAUAGUGGAUACACUUUUGCGACGGGGUCGGUGGUCGUAUUGGCAAGGUUCGCUUGUAGAUACUGCUUUUAUACGGUGACGAUAUGGGAAUGCUUUUGUAUGGGAAUGUUCUUCGUGAAGAUAUUGAAAAGGAUUCUGAUUGCAGAGAUGAGAAGCUUUGAGAAACACUCUAGCAAGCGUCACUAUAUCUUGCUUCUUGUUGCUAUUGCUCAAAUGCCAUUGCUCUUUUGGCUUGGCUAUGUUGAUGGUGUUUGAACUUUUCCUCGCAAAAGCUUUUUAGUAAACCUAAAUUUGUUUUAAUAUUAAGCUAAUGGUGUUAAAGAUUAA
Messenger RNA from Mercurialis annua (annual mercury), 1101 nucleotides. RefSeq lists its product as uncharacterized. The transcript has 4 exons. The coding region runs from base 184 to 1029 and encodes 281 amino acids. The record is from RefSeq and is a predicted model, not a curated record. Gene Ontology annotation, biological process: endoplasmic reticulum to Golgi vesicle-mediated transport. Gene Ontology annotation, cellular component: endoplasmic reticulum membrane; Golgi membrane; COPII-coated ER to Golgi transport vesicle. Lineage: Eukaryota; Viridiplantae; Streptophyta; Magnoliopsida; Malpighiales; Euphorbiaceae.